AUGGCUUCCCCAUCUCCAUCUGCGAUUACAGCUAAUGCCAAUACUUGGGUCAAACUCAAACCUCACCUCCACCACCAUUUUUCUUCUCUUGAUUUGGGUUUCUCACUCCCCUUCAACUCCAAUAAAUCCAAUGUAAACUCUGCUCUGCAAACCCCACUUCAUCUGAAUGAUAGUCAAGUGACAGUCAAACAAAGUUCGACACAUUCUAAUUUGAAUCUCUUUCAAAGACUUGCAUCCAUGGCGUUCGACAUGGCCGAGGUGGCCUUAGUCAACUCAGAACGUCAAUACCCACUUCCUAAAACCGUUGAUCCUGAUGUUCAAAUCGCCGGAAACUUUGCCCCGGUGCCGGAACAAUCCGUCACCCACCAACUUUCAGUUGCCGGGAAAAUUCCGGAAUGCAUUAACGGCGUUUACCUCCGUAACGGCGCAAACCCAAUGUUCGAGCCUCUCUCCGGCCACCACCUUUUCGACGGCGACGGAAUGGUUCACGCCGUUAGUAUAAAAAACGGCUCUGUAAGCUACGCAUGCCGGUUUACAGAAACUCAGAGAUUAAUUCAAGAAAAACUCCUCGGCCGGCCGGUUUUCCCCAAAGCUAUCGGCGAGCUCCAUGGCCAUUCCGGCCUUGGCAGGCUUCUUCUUUUCUACGCCAGAGCUCUGCUUGGUCUCGUCGAUCACAGAAACGGCACCGGAGUAGCCAAUGCCGGAUUAGUCUUCUUCAACAAUCGUCUUCUAGCUAUGUCCGAGGAUGAUCUUCCUUACCAACUUCGAAUCACUGAUACAGGCGAUCUUCAAACUGUGGGACGUUAUAAUUUCAACGAUCAACUAAAAUGCAACAUGAUUGCUCAUCCAAAGCUCGAUCCUGUGACAAACCAGCUCUUUGCUUUGAGCUACGACGUGUUGAAAAAACCCUACUUGAAAUACUUUUAUUUGCACCCUAGUGGAGAAAAAUCUCCAGACGUGGAAAUUCCUCUGGAUUUUCCCACAAUGAUUCAUGAUUUCGCCAUAACAGAGAACUUUGUUAUCAUCCCAGAUCAACAAGUUGUGUUUAAACUUAAAGAUAUGAUUAGAGGAGGUUCACCAGUGGUUUAUGAUAAAAAAAAGAAAUCAAAAUUUGGUGUACUGAAAAAAGAUGCUGUAAAUUCAUCGGAUAUUAUCUGGGUUGAAUCUCCUGAUACGUUCUGUUUCCAUCUCUGGAAUGCUUGGGAAGAACCAGAAACAGAGGAGGUAGUUGUUAUAGGAUCAUGCAUGACGCCAGCAGACUCCAUUUUCAACGAAUCCGACGAGAAGUUGCAGAGUGUCUUAUCUGAAAUUCGACUCAGUUUACGAACAGGUGAGUCAACUCGUCGUCCGAUAAUCUCGGACCCAGAUCAAAACCUAAACUUAGAAGCUGGAAUGGUGAACAGAAACCGACUGGGAAGAAAAACCCAGUACGCUUAUCUCGCCAUUGCAGAGCCAUGGCCAAAGGUUUCUGGAUUCGCCAAGGUGAAUCUCAUUACAGGAGACGUACAGAGAUUCAUUUAUGGCGAUAGAAGGUACGGAGGAGAACCAUUUUUCUUACCCAGAAACAAGAAUUGCGAAGAGGAAGAAGAUGAUGGGUAUGUUCUUACUUUGGUGCAUGAUGAGAAGACAUGGAAAUCAGAAUUACAGAUUGUAAACGCCAUGAAUUUGGAGGUAGAAGCUUCUGUUAAGUUACCUUCAAGAGUUCCUUACGGGUUUCAUGGAACUUUUGUGGAUUCAAAUCAACUUGUGAAUCAAGCAUGA
Carica papaya (papaya) is the source of this 1761-nucleotide messenger RNA. It is a transcript of the gene NCED5, whose product is annotated as nine-cis-epoxycarotenoid dioxygenase 5. NCBI's taxonomy places the organism in Eukaryota, Viridiplantae, Streptophyta, Magnoliopsida, Brassicales, Caricaceae. The record is from RefSeq and is a predicted model, not a curated record. Gene Ontology annotation, biological process: carotene catabolic process. Gene Ontology annotation, cellular component: chloroplast stroma. Gene Ontology annotation, molecular function: carotenoid dioxygenase activity.